Molecule: messenger RNA, 186 nt
Organism: Colletotrichum tamarilloi
Lineage: Eukaryota; Fungi; Ascomycota; Sordariomycetes; Glomerellales; Glomerellaceae
Exons: 1
Coding region: 1-186 (61 amino acids)
Source: RefSeq, a predicted model, not a curated record
AUGUCCACUCUUAUCCUUGCCAUGGAACUGGAGACGCCAAAGGUAACCGUCCCGUCAGCACUUUCGACUUUGGACUGGCACCAUUGGAACCUGGCAUGGAAACUCGGUGGAAAAGUGUGUCGAGUUCGACCGACGCAGACCCUUUCCUUGCGGUGCCUGGGCGAUAGGUACUCCGUACCGAGCUAA